Equus quagga is the source of this 1719-nucleotide messenger RNA. Its product is annotated as cytochrome P450 2C42-like. Lineage: Eukaryota; Metazoa; Chordata; Mammalia; Perissodactyla; Equidae. Gene Ontology annotation, cellular component: intracellular membrane-bounded organelle; cytoplasm. The coding region runs from base 1 to 1473 and encodes 490 amino acids. The record is from RefSeq and is a predicted model, not a curated record. Gene Ontology annotation, biological process: xenobiotic metabolic process. The transcript has 9 exons. Gene Ontology annotation, molecular function: heme binding; oxidoreductase activity, acting on paired donors, with incorporation or reduction of molecular oxygen, reduced flavin or flavoprotein as one donor, and incorporation of one atom of oxygen; iron ion binding.
AUGCAUCUGGUUGUGGUCCUGGGGCUCUGUCUCUCCUGUUUGCUUCUCCUUUCACUCUGGAAACAGAGAUCCAGGAAAGGGAAGCUUCCACCUGGCCCCACUCCUCUCCCUAUUAUUGGAAAUAUCCUGCAGCUAGAUGUUAAGGACAUCAACAAAUCCUUCAUCAAUCUCUCAAAAGUUUAUGGCCCUGUGUUCACUCUGUAUUUGGGCUUGGAGCCCACUGUGGUGCUGCAUGGAUAUAAAGCAGUGAAGGAAGCCCUGAUUGAUCUGGGAGAGGAGUUUUCUGGAAGAGGCAGUUUCCCACUGGCUGAAAGAGCUAAUAAAGGACAUGGAAUACUGUUCAGCAACGGGAAGAGAUGGAAGGAGAUCCGGCGCUUUUCCCUCAUGACCCUGAGGAAUUUCAGGAUGGGAAAGAGGAGCAUUGAAGAUCGUGUUCAACAGGAAGCCUGCUGUCUUGUGGAGGAGUUGAGGAAAACAAGUGCCUCACCUUGCAAUCCCACUUUUAUCCUGGGCUGUGCUCCCUGCAACGUGAUCUGCUCCGUUAUUUUCCACAAUCGUUUUGAUUAUACAGAUCAGAAUGUUCUUAACUUGUUGGAAUUAUUCAACGAAAAUGUCAAUAUUCUGAGCUCCCCAUGGGCGCAGGUCUGCAAUAAUUUCCCUGCUGUUAUUGAUUAUAUCCCAGGGAGGCAUAAAAAAUUACUUAAAAAUGUUGCUGAUAUAAAAAGUUAUCUUUUGGAGAAAAUAAAAGAACACCAAGAGUCUCUAGACAUUAAUAAUCCUCGAGACUUCAUUGAUUGUUUCCUGAUCAAAAUGGAACAGGAAAAGUACAACCAAUACUCUGAAUUUACUGUUGAAAAUUUGGUAACUACUGCAUUUGAUUUAUUUGCUGCUGGGACAGAGACAACGAGCACCACCUUGAGAUAUGGACUCCUGCUUCUGUUAAAGCAUCCAGAGGUCACAGCUAAAGUCCAUGAAGAGAUUGACCGUGUGAUUGGCAGAGACCGAAGCCCCUGCAUGCAGGACAAGAGCCACAUGCCCUACACUGAUGCUGUGGUGCAUGAGAUACAGAGAUACAUUAACCUCGUCCCCAACAACCUUCCUCAUGCAGUGACAUGUGAUAUUAAGUUCAGAAACUACCUCAUCCCUAAGGGCACAACCAUAUUAACAUCCCUGACUUCUGUGCUGCAUGAUGAUAAAGAAUUCCCCAACCCUGAGGUGUUUGACCCUGGCCACUUCCUGGACAAGAGUGGCAACUUUAAGAAGAGUGACUACUUCAUGGCUUUCUCAGCAGGAAAACGAAUGUGUGCAGGAGAGGGGCUGGCCCGCAUGGAGCUGUUUUUAUUCCUGACCACCAUUUUACAGAAAUUUACCCUGAAAUCUGUGGUUGAUCCAAAGGACAUCGACACCACUCCGGUUGCCAAUGGAUUUACUUCUCUGCCACCUUCUUAUCAGCUCCAUUUCAUUCCUCUCUGAAGAUGGGCAGACCAUCUGGUUGAUGAUAUGCUGCCAUCUGCAACUCCCCCUCCUUUGUGUUCAUCUCCUUCCUGCCUCAUCCUUUUCCCAGGAAUGCUUUCUCUUUCCUCUCCUCUUUCCAUUACCCCAUUCCCUCAAUAUUCAGUGAAGAUCCAGCCUCCAUUAAGUAGAGUUUCCUGAUUUCACGGCAUAGUACAUGCCUCCUAUUCUUCAUACUGUGUAACACUUGUAUUGGCCACUGCAUAC